Messenger RNA from Elaeis guineensis (African oil palm), 1224 nucleotides. RefSeq lists its product as uncharacterized. NCBI's taxonomy places the organism in Eukaryota, Viridiplantae, Streptophyta, Magnoliopsida, Arecales, Arecaceae. The record is from RefSeq and is a predicted model, not a curated record.
GCCAAACCAACCACCUCUUGUAUCUCUCUAGUUUGCAUUGACCCAUCACCCCUCUUUCGCCUUGCACGCCAGAACCAUAUCUCUUCCUAUUCCACACUAAACGAUGGAACCACUAUCACUGUCGCUACAUUUGACAUAAAUUCAGCAAACUCGCUUUCUUGUCCUUCUAUAAAUAUCACCACUACUCUUUGAGCCUCUUUUCUCAUCCAUAUAAGUUUGUCAUCUCUCUCUCAAUCCACAUUUCAUGAAUGAACACUUAAAUUCUGGACUUCUGUUUGACAGACUUCAUCUCUUCCUCCGUGCAUCUUCUCCCACCUCAGUGCUGCAAGGAUGAAGAACAAGGCUUCCACCUUUCUGAAGCAGGCAUUCUCUGCUAUUGUCGCCAUGGUCAAGGCCAAGUCAUUGGCAGUGAAGAGCAAAACUAGUGCUAUGAAAAGCCGGGUCCUUAUCUUUGGGAUCCUUCGGCACAAGAAACUCCUGAUGAGUGCAAUCAACCACAAGAUCCAUGCACUUGUGGGCCAGGAGAAAGGUGGUGAAAGUCUCAGCAGCCCCGAGGACUACAGCAAGGCAAUAGUGCUCUAUAAUGCAGAAAAGAAUGAGGCUCUGCCAAGCUUCACUAGUGCCGAGUCAGUCAACUAUGACUUAGAUGAUGAUGACUAUCCAGACCUCACACAUUCACUAUUAGAAGACGAGGAUGAUGAUGAUGGACUUGGUGAGACCACCGGAUCGGUAAUCGAUCUGGUUAGGAAUUCCAAGGAGGAUGGUAAGGAAUUCAGCCUCGAGGACGAGAUCGACCAUGUAGCUGAUGUCUUCAUAAAGAGGUUCCAUAGGCGGAUGAGGAUGCAGAAGCUGGAGUCCUUCAAGAGGUACCAAGAGAUGUUGGAAAGGAGUGCGUAGGAGAUCAAGGGAAGGUUAAAAAGCCCUUUUGUUUCUGCAAGUAGGCCUUGGAGAUGAGCUUGACCCAGAGACUGAACAAAGGAACUGUAGAUUCUGGCCACCUGGGUUCGAUCAAUCCAGGUAGGUUUAAUCGUCUGGCUUGGUGCUUAAUCUCUGGUAUGUUUCGGCUUCUAAGCACUCCUCCGGUGGAGCUGUGUUUAGUAGUAGAACUUUGCUGUUCCACAGAGAAAAAGACGCAUGCUUCCAUGCGUGGAAUCAUAAUAUAACAAAAUGGCUAUGUAAUAUUUAUUUUUGAGGAAUGCAUGGUCCUUAAAGCUGUUUGCCUAU